AUGCAGGCUGCUCGUAGGUUGAGUAAGGACAAGGCUGAACUUAAGUCAUUGAGGCAAGAGAAAGAAGAAGUUGAACGGCUGAAGAAAGAGAAGCAAACUCUAGAGGAAAACACCAUGAAGAAGCUUUCUGAGAUGGAAAAUGCUUUGUGCAAGGCUAGUGGCCAGGUUGAACGAGCAAAUUCUGCCGUCCGGAGGCUUGAGGUGGAGAAUGCUGCUCUGAGGCAGGAGAUGGAGGCUGCUAAAGUACGUGCUGCAGAGUCAGCUGCAAGCUGCCAGGAGGUAUCAAAGAGGGAGAAGAAGACACUGAUGAAGAUUCAGUCAUGGGAGAAGCAGAAGGUGUUGCUCAAUGAAGAACUUGUGACUGAAAAACGCAAGUUCAAACAGCUGCUACAGGAAGUAGAGCAAGCCAAAGAUCUCCAAGAACAAUUGGAGGCUAGAUGGCAGCAGGAGGAGACAUCAAAAGACGAACUACUUGAGCAGGUCAGUUCAGUAAGGAAAGAAAGAGAACAAAUUGAGGCCUCAACAAAAUCCAAGGAGGAUAUGAUCAAACUGAAAGCAGAGAACAAUCUGCAGAAGUACAAAGAUGAUAUUCAGAAGCUCGAAAAAGAAAUCUCCCAAUUGAGACUCAAGAGUGAUUCUUCAAAGAUUGCUGCGCUUCGGAGGGGCAUUGAUGGAAGCUAUGCCAGCAAAGUAACAGACAUCGAAAAUGGCAUAGAUCAAAAGGGGUCCCGGAUGCCAUAUAUCUCAGAAGUAGUGAAGGAUUUUCAUGACUACUCUGAGACAGGAGGGGUGAAACGGGAACGGGAGUGUGUGAUGUGCCUUUCAGAGGAGAUGUCUGUGGUGUUCCUCCCAUGUGCGCACCAAGUGGUUUGCAGAACAUGCAAUGAGCUCCAUGAGAAACAGGGUAUGAAGGAUUGCCCUUCUUGUAGGAGCCCCAUACAGUGGCGGAUUUCUGUACGUUAUGCUCGUUCUUAG
Prunus armeniaca (apricot) is the source of this 975-nucleotide messenger RNA. The record is from the annotation of a GenBank genome assembly. Lineage: Eukaryota; Viridiplantae; Streptophyta; Magnoliopsida; Rosales; Rosaceae.